Molecule: messenger RNA, 309 nt
Organism: Aaosphaeria arxii CBS 175.79
Lineage: Eukaryota; Fungi; Ascomycota; Dothideomycetes; Pleosporales
Exons: 1
Coding region: 1-309 (102 amino acids)
Molecular function (GO): DNA binding
Source: RefSeq, a predicted model, not a curated record
AUGCCGCACGCCGCCUCUGAGCCGCCACCAACGUUGGCACCUAUGGCCGACCCCCUUUCCGGCCACCACGAUACAACCUCACCACUCCACCACCACGUUUCUACUAUGGCUGAUCGUGAGCUCUCUAUACGAAACGCCAUUGCUGCUUACAAUGCUGACCCUGCUAUGUCAAUAAGACGCGCCGCUCAGCUUCACAACGUGCCCCGCAGUACGCUAACCGGCCGACUGAAAGGUGCAAAUCCUCACGCGCUUGCUCAUCAACUGCAGCAGCGAUUGACUCCAGAGCAAGAGGCAUGGGUAGUCGAUUAG